CGGCUUAAAACGGGCCGGUUGGAUACUUCAGCCCGUUCUGUCAAAUGGCCCGUUUUAACCCGUCAAAACUCGCCCCACUCGCUAGGCCCGCUGGAUCUGUGCAGCCCGCUCCAAUCGGCCGGGCUGAAUUAAACUCUGCAAAACCCAGAACAGGGCAACCACCAACCAUUGACGAGCUCCGGAUCUCAAGUCUCAGAUGCUCAGCCGCCUCCGUCGACGGCUCCACAGCUCACCGUCUAGCCCAUCACCACUCACCUUCGGCUCCUUGCUCCACUGGACAGAAGCAGCAAAGCAAAACACCUCCGUCGGCAGCUCUACAGCUCACCAUCCAACCCAUCAUCGCUCACCUUCGGCUUCAUCCUCCACUGGACAGAAGCAGCAACACAAAGCAAAAUAGAAUCAACAGAUCUGCCUCACUCCUCCGCCUAUCACCUCCUUCUCCUUCCUCCACCAAACAAAAACAGCAAAGAAAAACAAAAAUGGAAUAUGUUUGCUUGGAUGACAGUGGUUCAGAAGAUGGGCAUUCCAAGCAGAGUUGUGAAAUAAUCGACCAUCUUUUUCGCCUUUUCUUGAUUCCCGUUUUGCAGAUAUUGUAAAUUUUAAUUAAAAUAUUGUCUUCCGUUUUUAUAGAUGAAAUUCAGAAAAUUUCCGGCUUCUAUUGAAGUUAUUACUUCCUAUUUCCCUUUUUUCUUUAUUUUUAACAUUUACAAAUUUUUAGAAAUAAAAAGGGGAAUUAGAU
Rubroshorea leprosula is the source of this 739-nucleotide messenger RNA. Lineage: Eukaryota; Viridiplantae; Streptophyta; Magnoliopsida; Malvales; Dipterocarpaceae. The record is from the annotation of a GenBank genome assembly.